Hippoglossus stenolepis (Pacific halibut) is the source of this 1482-nucleotide messenger RNA. Its product is annotated as tetranectin. Lineage: Eukaryota; Metazoa; Chordata; Actinopteri; Pleuronectiformes; Pleuronectidae. The coding region runs from base 120 to 713 and encodes 197 amino acids. The record is from RefSeq and is a predicted model, not a curated record. The transcript has 3 exons.
CCCCCUGUUCUGAGGUAUGAGAGGGAGGGUGUAAGAAGGAGAGAGAGAGAGAGACUGAGGGAGAGAGAGAUAAAUUGCAGACGUCCACGUCGGAACAGUUUCAUUCAACAGGUCUGAUCAUGGAGCUCAGAGGAGUGUGCGUGCUGCUGGGAGUUCUUCUGCUGGUGAACUGCUCGCUGCAGCAGAGGAAGAAGCCGGUGAAAAAAGAAGCAACAAAUGAUUCUGCCAUCGAGAAGCUGCAGAAACAGAUCAACGACAUUUUCGAGGAGCUCAACCACCUGAAGGAGCAACAGGCCCUGCAGACAGUCUGUUUGAAAGGCAUAAAGUUCCAUGGCAAGUGUUUCUUAGCUGACCCCGUGAAGAAGGGCUAUCACACCGCCAGCGAAGACUGCAACGCCAUGGGCGGAGUCCUCGGCACGCCCACAUCCAGCGACGAGAACGACCAGCUCAGAGAUUACGUCCGCCAAAGCAUCGGCCCGGACGAGCAGAUCUGGCUGGGCGUCAACGACAUGAUCACCGAGGGCACCUGGAUGGACCAGACCGCCUCCAGCAUCACAUACAAAAACUGGGACACCUCCAACUCCCGGUCCCCUCAGCCGGAUGGCGGCAAGUCCCAGAACUGUGCCAGCCUGUCCGGGGCCGCCCGUGGGAAGUGGUCUGACGAGAACUGUCGUGACGAGAAGGCGUCUGUCUGCCAGUUCAACAUUGUUUGAACACAUUUAUCGCAUCAGUGACUCCGCAUGCUCAUAGCUGCUUUGUCUGUGUACUCUUGCUGCAACGCCACUUUGCCUGCUACUUUUAAAAGUUUAAAGGAGUUUUUAAGCCAGUGGUUCUCAGCUGGUUUUUCACCUGAAACCAAAUUCAAAUGGAAAAAAGUCAUGAAGUGGUUAUUUCUCACAAAAUAGACCCGGUGAUGUGUAAUUUGCAGCUUUCUCCGUGGCCACAGUAAAACCAAGGAAACCCAAAAAGUUCAGUCGAGAGUAAGAAAGAAAUUAUGGGACAUUGUCUUAUUUCCAAGGCAUCAGUAAUUUUGCAUCUUCUAUCAUUUGUUUAAAAAGAAUAUGUACACAAAUUUUAUUUCCUCCAAUUAUAUAAAAACAUAAGCAGGCUGUUAGAUGUCCAUGAUUCAAAAUACAAAUGUUCCAGCAAUAAGAGUUGUGUGAAGGUGCUGGCACCUUUCACAGUCAUAAAAAACUGGGUGUAACUUCACUUUUCCACAUCUCUAUUACAAAACGCUCCUCAACUCACUGGUAGAGAACCGCUGGUUUAAACUCAGGCCUCCCUUCACAAAUAAUAACUACUGUAGUUUCCCGACAAGACGCACAUGGAGCCAGAAUAAUAUAUAAGACGCAUAAAGAAAACAAACACCUUAAUUGAGAAUUCUUUUAAGAUUAUUUCAGCUUGCUAGUUUUUGUAGUCUCCUAUAAUGUCAAGCCUGAUAUAAGCUGAAGAAAACAAUCAAUAAAAUACAAAAGAAUGUUC